Messenger RNA from Vitrella brassicaformis, 1055 nucleotides. Lineage: Eukaryota; Vitrellaceae. The record is from the annotation of a GenBank genome assembly.
CCACUGAGGACCCGCAGGCGGCCACCGAUGUCCACAGAGGCUGGCUUGGUCGUGGAUUGCCUCUGCACGUAUGCUGCUGCUCCCAGGUGAGGUGACACACACACACAGGUGGAUGGAUGGAUAUGUUGUCUUGGUCGGUCGUCAGGUUACUUCACGUCCAUCCAGCAGAUCGGCAACUCCCCCUACCUCCAGGCCGACCUCACGCACCGCAUAGUCCACAACGAGACGCUGCUCGCUGUUCAUUUUACUCACAACGCAUACCCAUUCAUCUAUGUGUGGAUGUGUCUGUGAUGCAGCGAAAGUCCAAUGACGUGCAGGUCGAGGCUCCAAGCGUUGAUGUUGGCGGCGCCUCCAUGCCAAUCUGAAUGCCGUGUGGUGUGCGCGCAGGAGCUGACGGCCGCAAAGGACGACAACAACCACCUACUCGACCAGGUCAACCAGCUACUCACGAAGCCAGCAGUCAAGGUAAGCAUCAGAGGAGUAUGAACCUGCUUCAAUUAUGCAUUUGUGUGUGUGGGUUUGUAUGUCAGACGACAGCGACGCAGACGGUAUUCUUCCACACACAUCCACCAACUCACACACACAUGAGCAGAUCGACGUGCAUUCAUUCUACGUUUGUCUGUGUGUGGAUGUGUGUGCAGGUCAACGAGCCCUCUACUACUCGUGUGGACGGCGGCCAGGUCGAGAAUCCUCCGGCUCCGCCGAGGUGCGCGAAUCAUGGGCUCCCCUGACGGUUUGUGGGUACUCAUUCGAAUGUUCCCAUCUUUGCUUCGUCUCUCAGGAGAUCAUUCGACUUCUCAAGGAGAAGCUGCGCACCGAGCGGCAGGAGGGAGAGGAAAGGCGGGCUAAUGGCUGUCAACAACCUCUGUUGCCCUGUCUUUCAGGAGAUCCUUAAGUUGUGCCGGGUGAACUCUGAGUUAAACCAGGUAAGAUCAUCGACUGUGGAAUCGUUCAUCGACUUGUAGUUAGUCUUAGACACAUGCCAUGUGUGGUGUGUGUGCAGGAGCUAGCGGCCAUCUAGGACGACAACCAAAACCUGCUAGAUAAAGUUCAAG